ACCCUCCUCGCACCUUUACUCCUGACCUGCUGGAGAGAGAGAGAGAGAGAGAGAGAGAGAGAUGAUGGUAAUGGCGAUCUAGGGUUGCGAAAUCGAUGUGCUGUCUCUCUUCCCCAGGAUCUGCGACGUUAGGUUGAGGCAAAAGAUGGGCGUCUGCUACGGGAAGCCGGCGUUGCCGGCGGCGGAUGCGCCUACCUCCUCUCCGCUUGCAGAAGAGAAAGAGGAGGUCGCCACGAAGGAGAAUGGCGCCGCAUCGGAAGGUGGAGAGAAGGUUGCGGAGGAGAGAGCAGCUAAGCCCUGGGCUUCGCCUUUCUUUCCCUUCUAUAGUCCCAGUCCGGCGCACAGUUUCUUUUCUAAGAAAUCUCCUUCUGUCGCCUCUGAAGGUGGCGGGUCAGCGACGGCUACACCGAGGAGGCUUUUCAAGCGGCCUUUCCCGCCUCCAUCGCCGGCGAAGCACAUUCGGGCUCUGCUUGCUCGGCGACACGGGUCGGUGAAACCAAACGAGGCGGCCAUCCCGGAGGACGAGGGGGAGGAGGGGCGCGCUGUUGCCGGGCUUGAUAAGAGCUUCGGGUUCUCGAAGGGACUUGUGAGCAAAUACGAGAUCGGGGAGGAGGUUGGGCGUGGGCAUUUCGGGUACACUUGCACUGCCAAAUCUAAGAAGGGCGAUAACAAAGAGCAGCAGGUGGCGGUCAAGGUCAUCCCGAAGGCUAAGAUGACUACUGCCAUAGCUAUUGAAGAUGUCCGAAGAGAGGUGAAGAUUUUGAGAGCCUUGGCAGGACAUAACAAUCUUGUUCAUUUUUAUGAUGCCUAUGAAGACAAUGAGAAUGUUUACAUAAUAAUGGAGUUAUGUGAAGGAGGAGAACUUCUAGAUAGGAUCCUUUCAAGGGGUGGGAAAUAUUCUGAAGAUGAUGCAAAAGCGGUCAUGGUGCAGAUACUGAGUGUAGUUGCAUUUUGUCAUCUUCAAGGCGUGGUGCACCGUGAUCUUAAGCCAGAGAAUUUCCUUUUUACUUCCAAGGAUGAAAAUUCCCAGCUGAAGGCCAUAGAUUUUGGCUUAUCAGAUUUUGUAAAGCCAGAAGAGAGGCUGAAUGACAUUGUAGGUAGUGCAUAUUAUGUUGCACCUGAAGUUCUGCAUAGAUCAUACAGUACAGAAGCUGAUGUGUGGAGUAUUGGUGUAAUUGCAUAUAUACUCCUCUGUGGCAGUCGCCCAUUUUGGGCUAGAACAGAGUCUGGUAUCUUUAGGGCAGUCCUAAAAGCUGAUCCAAGUUUCACUGAGCCACCUUGGCCCUCUCUGUCUCCUGAAGCCAAAGAUUUUGUUAAGCGUUUGUUGAGUAAGGAUCCACGAAGAAGAAUGACUGCAGCACAAGCUUUAUGCCAUCCAUGGAUUAGAAAUUACAAUGAUGUCAAAGUUCCACUAGAUAUUCUUAUAUUCCAGCUGAUGAAAGCUUAUCUCCGUUCGUCUUCUUUGCGUAAGGCUGCUUUAAAGGCUCUGUCAAAGACACUAACCGUGGAUGAACUAUUCUAUCUAAGGGGACAAUUUUCCCUAUUGGAGCCUAACAAAAAUGGGUGCAUAACUCUUGAAAAUAUCAAGAUGGUAUUAACCAAAAAUGCAACUGAUGCAAUGAAGGAAUCACGUGUUCAAGAUUUUGUCCUUGCACUCAGUGCUCUACAAUACAGAAGAAUGGAUUUUGAUGAGUUCUCUGCAGCUGCAUUAAGUGUACAUCAGCUUGAAGGUCUAGAUAGAUGGGAGCAGCAUGCUCGUUGUGCUUAUGAACUUUUUGAGAAAGAUGGCAAUCGCGCUAUUAUGAUUGAGGAACUUGCUUCGGAACUUGGUCUCAGCCCCUCUGUACCUGUUCAUGCUGUUCUACAUGAUUGGGUAAGGCACACAGAUGGGAAACUAAGCUUCCUAGGAUUUGUUAAGCUCUUGCAUGGUGUCUCUAGUCGAUCAGCCCAAUCCCUUGCGAAGGCUCGAUAGAUAUCACAGACGAAUGCACAUCUUAAAGUCUUGCUUGUCGAUGUCGUCCAAUUCCAUAGUUGUGAAGUGAUCAAAAAGUCUUGCUUGUUGAUGUCGUCCGAUUCCAUAGCUGUGAAGUGAUCGAACCAGUCCAUUUCUAAUGUCUGUUUGUUUCGUUUUCCACAGUUGGGAGGUAAUUUUGCCUCCUUGCUGAUGUAAUUUGUAAUGGAUUGCAGUUAGAUGGUUAAUACCUAAAGAUUUAGGUUGCAAUUGUAUGAAUCUCAAUUAACAUUGAGCUAUUCCAUCUGUAGAAAGAAGUAGAAAAAAAUGUAAAAAAAAAUCGAACUGCUGCCUCUAUUGCUAAUUGUAUCCUGUUAAUCUCAAAUUGAAGGAAAGGUGUUUGAUUGUGUGACA
Zingiber officinale is the source of this 2365-nucleotide messenger RNA. Its product is annotated as CDPK-related kinase 5-like. Bases 146 to 1972 code for a protein of 608 amino acids. NCBI's taxonomy places the organism in Eukaryota, Viridiplantae, Streptophyta, Magnoliopsida, Zingiberales, Zingiberaceae. The transcript has 12 exons. Gene Ontology annotation, cellular component: nucleus; cytoplasm. Gene Ontology annotation, biological process: peptidyl-serine phosphorylation; intracellular signal transduction; protein autophosphorylation. The record is from RefSeq and is a predicted model, not a curated record. Gene Ontology annotation, molecular function: calcium-dependent protein serine/threonine kinase activity; calmodulin binding; calcium/calmodulin-dependent protein kinase activity.